Messenger RNA from Botrytis sinoallii, 1803 nucleotides. RefSeq lists its product as uncharacterized. The coding region runs from base 1 to 1803 and encodes 600 amino acids. NCBI's taxonomy places the organism in Eukaryota, Fungi, Ascomycota, Leotiomycetes, Helotiales, Sclerotiniaceae. Gene Ontology annotation, molecular function: GTPase activator activity. Gene Ontology annotation, cellular component: Golgi apparatus. The transcript is spliced from 6 exons. The record is from RefSeq and is a predicted model, not a curated record. Gene Ontology annotation, biological process: activation of GTPase activity.
AUGUUCUCUUCUUCCAAUGGUAGCAAAAAACCAGUACAACAGGAGAUGGUUCAGGUUGAGCGUGCUGAAUCAUCAUCUCCUUUUUGGCGUGCCCGAACAGCAAGUGGUCGCCGUGAUGCAUCGCCUAAGAAGCAAAGUAGCGAUUCGGGACCCGGGCUUGUUGUGGGGGCUGGAUACUCUCAUGCCGACAUACUGAAGUUUGAUAACCUAUCAUUAUCUAACACCUCACGCCCCCGAACGCCUCCUGCCAAUCCUUCGCACAAGCAUCGAAGCAAUACUCCACCGCAACGAGGUCCGGCAACAUUGUCCCCGCCACCUCGUAGAACCUAUACAGAUUUCAUAUCGCAUACCAAUAACGAUUGGGCUGCAGAUGAUGAAGAGGAGGAAGAAGAUGAGUAUGGAUAUGAGGAUGAUGAUGGAGAUGAUUUUGGCCUUCCAAGUAUCUCCAGCAAGAAGCGCAAGAACCAGAGCCGUCUGAAAAGUGCGUCAGCUGGUACCGCAGUUGAAGAAGGUAGUACCACUCCGUGGCGCUCUAGUUUUGGGGCGAGUGCAAUGGGCUUAGGGUCGCGAAGAAUGUCAAACAGUGCAGAUAUUGCGAUUGAAAGACCAGCGCCAAGUUAUCCAGUUGCAAAAAAGAGCGAAGGGAAGAUACUCCGGCCUCAAUAUAAAGAAAUACUCCGGGAUCCGGCAAAUUCUCUACACCUAAUAGAUCACCCUCCAGUACCACCUAAUGCCACAUCGAAAGAAGUAGAAGCACACGGAGCCCGGAUAACGCGAAUAAACAAAUUUAAAAAGAUAUUACAAGCUACCUCGAUACCUUUGACCGAACUCAGAGAUGCCUCUUGGAAUGGAAUACCAGAAGAAGUUCGUGCGAUGUCGUGGCAACUCCUACUUGGUUAUCUUCCGACUAGCAGCGAAAGACGCGUAGGCACACUGGAACGUAAACGAAAGGAAUAUCUUGAUGGGGUACGACAAGCUUUCGAAAAAGGCGGCACUAAUUCUGCUCCCACUGGCAAAGCCAGAGGACUUGAUGAAGCAAUUUGGCACCAGAUCAGCAUCGACGUUCCGCGAACUAAUCCUCACUUGGAGCUUUACAGUUAUGAAGCUACACAACGAUCUUUAGAAAGGAUACUAUAUGUUUGGGCGAUUCGCCAUCCUGCAAGUGGUUAUGUUCAAGGCAUUAAUGACCUUGUCACGCCAUUCUGGCAGGUUUUCCUCGCAACCUAUAUCGCAGAUUCAGAUGUAGAAAGUGGCAUGGAUCCAGGGCAGCUCCCAAAACCAGUGUUAGAUGCAGUUGAAGCAGAUUCAUUUUGGUGUUUAACAAAACUUUUGGAUGGCAUUCAGGAUAACUAUAUUUUUGCGCAGCCAGGGAUUCAACGUCAAGUGGCGUCACUUCGGGAUCUAACCGCAAGGAUCGAUGAGCCAUUGGCCAAGCAUCUCCAAGCAGAAGGCGUUGAAUUUAUACAAUUUAGUUUCCGAUGGAUGAACUGUCUUUUGAUGCGGGAGAUUAGUGUUCAGAAUACUAUUAGAAUGUGGGACACUUACUUGGCCGAGGAGCAAGGUUUCUCAGAAUUUCACUUAUAUGUGUGCCUCGCAUUUCUUGUAAAAUGGUCCUCUAAAUUACUAAAGAUGGACUUCCAAGAGAUUAUGAUGUUUCUUCAAGCGCUACCAACUCGCAACUGGACGGAGACUGAUAUCAAUAUGCUUCUGGGAGAAGCAUUCGUAUGGCAAUCCCUUUUCAAGGGCUCCUCGUCACAUUUACGUGGCAGCAGUAGUACUACACCCUCGAGUGCCCCUUAUUGA